This is a messenger RNA of Trichophyton rubrum CBS 118892, 801 nucleotides long. RefSeq lists its product as uncharacterized. The record is from RefSeq and is a predicted model, not a curated record. NCBI's taxonomy places the organism in Eukaryota, Fungi, Ascomycota, Eurotiomycetes, Onygenales, Arthrodermataceae. Gene Ontology annotation, biological process: Rho protein signal transduction. Bases 1 to 801 code for a protein of 266 amino acids. Gene Ontology annotation, molecular function: protein binding; Rho GDP-dissociation inhibitor activity. Gene Ontology annotation, cellular component: membrane; cytoplasm; cytosol. The transcript has 3 exons.
AUGGCAGACCACGAAGACGAGUUGGCCACCACCAGAACCGACGGCUUCAAAGUCGGUGAGAAGAAGACCGUUGAGGAGUACCAGAAGCUAGACCAGAACGACGAAUCCCUCAACCGAUGGAAGGCCUCACUAGGCCUGGGAAGCGGUACUCCCAUCUCCAACCCUAACGACCCUCGCACCUGUAUCAUCAAGUCACUUGCUCUCGAGGUGGCCGGACGAGAAGAUAUCACCAUUGACCUCUCAGAGCCUGGAGCGGUCGACUGUCUCAAGGAUAAGCCGUUCACCAUCAAGGAAGGCUGCCGAUUCCGCAUCAAGGCCACGUUCCAGGUGCAGCACGAUGUUCUCAGUGGCUUGAAAUAUGUUCAGGUUGUUAAGAGAAAGGGCAUCAGAGUGAGCAAGGACCAGGAGAUGCUGGUAUGUUUCACAUAUUCUCGGGAUCAAGGCAAAACAAAAAGGGAGCGCUGCGCUGACAAUAGUCUCUGUAGGGAAGCUAUGCUCCAAACACCACGGAUAAGCCAGUAUAUGAGAAGAAGUUCAACGAGGAGGAGGCUCCCUCUGGUAUUCUCUCCCGAGGACGCUAUAACGCCGUUUCCAGAUUCGUCGAUGACGACGAUGUCGACCAUCUCAAGUUCGAAUGGACCUUCGAAAUCGCCAAGGACUGGUAGCGGGUUGUUCUGUAAUCCUCUAGUUACCAGCAGCACCCGGACUGUGGCCCUGAUCUUGGGAUAUGACACGCUUUUCACCAGGCAAAAUCGAGUCUCGUCUUGGCGUUCACACUACUGUUGCCUUAUCAAUGAUUGA